CUUUUUUCAGGUGAAAUCCUAUUCACGUAUAAGAAGGAGAAAAUAAUAUCACAUAAUUUCAGAUAUCAGGAAAAUAGUUAUAAUAAUAAUUUCGAAACAUACUUAAAAACUACAGUGACAAUGGAGACCAGAGUGAAGCUGUUGAACCACAUGUUGGUGCUUGUGGUGGUGAUGCUGGCGUUGAACGUGUCGCGACGAAGAUGUCUAAGGGCCAAUCCAAUUGAAGACUUGCGCAGUGGUUUCGAGUUGUCCGCAAAUAAUGGGGUCAACAACAAAUUCCAUGAUGAGCUCAUCAAAGAACAUCGCGCCAUGGAAGCUCUCAACGAACUUCAAAACGAGGUUAUCAUUUCUGCAGAGGGUGAAGAAAUUUUUGCAGAGGCGGAAUGGAAUAACAACACCCAGGAUACAACUGGCACAUACACGGAUCCAACCACCAUGGCUGCAACUGGAACGGGCACAGAUGGAACACAGGAAACAACUCCAGCCUCAGAUGCAACCCCGGAAACAACCACUGAAGCCAUGGGGACAGACCCAAGCAACCCUCCUGACGAAGGCUUGUCCGGAGGAGCGAUAGCUGGCAUUGUAAUAGGUUGUUUGGCUGUAGUGGCACUGGUGGGCGGAGGAGUUUACUACAUGUACACUAAGAAAAUGUACUGCUUUGAGUAGCCCAAAACAAAUUUAUCUUCAUUUGUAGCGUAAUUCAUGUUGAGUAACGUCUUGAAGCAUUUCGUCCUUAGUUACUAUCCUAGUAGGCGUUUAGGCCACUUUUAUACUAGUUCACGAUGUAAUCAUACGUAAAGCUGGUCAUAGUUGCA
Messenger RNA from Hyalella azteca, 815 nucleotides. RefSeq lists its product as uncharacterized. The record is from RefSeq and is a predicted model, not a curated record. NCBI's taxonomy places the organism in Eukaryota, Metazoa, Arthropoda, Malacostraca, Amphipoda, Hyalellidae. The transcript is spliced from 3 exons. The coding region runs from base 121 to 666 and encodes 181 amino acids.